Spea bombifrons (plains spadefoot toad) is the source of this 2128-nucleotide messenger RNA. It is a transcript of the gene ANKRD42, whose product is annotated as ankyrin repeat domain 42. The coding region runs from base 1 to 1644 and encodes 547 amino acids. Gene Ontology annotation, molecular function: protein binding. The transcript has 12 exons. The record is from RefSeq and is a predicted model, not a curated record. NCBI's taxonomy places the organism in Eukaryota, Metazoa, Chordata, Amphibia, Anura, Pelobatidae.
AUGGGUAUAAGUAAAAGGUUUUGCUGGGCUCGCUCUCCUGCUUCGUGUGGAAGUGGGGCUAGGCACGUGUGGGGUCUUGCAUUUGGGUGGGCUCAGGCUGCCUUAAAUGAGCUGAGAGUAAGAAGGGGAGAGGAGGGCCAGAAGAAGAAGAGAAGCUACAGUAGCAUCCACGAGGCGGUGAAAGCCGGAGACGUGGAACAACUCGCCAUCUUCGUGAAAAGUGGAACAAACAUCAACGAGGUCGAUCCAGUCCAUAAGUUCACGCCGCUCCACUGGGCUGCCCAUUCUGGUAGCCUCGAGUGUCUUCAUUGGCUGUUGUGGCACCGGGCGAAUGUCUCAGAUGUUACAACAAGAGGUUGGAGCGCAGCCCACCUGGCGGCUAUAAAGGGCCAGGAUGCCUGUAUGCAGGCGCUGGUUAUUAACGGAGCAGACCUUUUAGCCAAGGAUGACCGGCUGUGCUGUCCCGCUCAUCUGGCCUCGGCCCAUGGACACUCAUUCACUCUGCAGACCAUACUUCGCAGUGGAGUGGACACCAACACCCCCGAUAGAAGUGGCUGGACGCCGGUUCACUACGCAGCCUUCCACGGAAGACUCGGCUGUCUUCAACUACUCGUAAGGUGGGGAGCGACUGUAGAAGACUGUGAUUACAGUGGAAACACUCCAGCACACUUAGCCGCCAUGGAAGGACAUCUGCAUUGCUUAAAGUUUCUACUCAGCAAAGUGGCCUGCGUGACUCAAACUCUUGAAGCAAGGAACAACGAGAGAAGGACUCCAAAGGAGCUGGCCCAGAGAUUCUUUAAAGACGAUAUUGUUCGGUAUAUUGAAGGGGUAGAAUAUGAACGAGACCAUCCAGAGGAGCAAGAGAAUUUGGCAUUUCCAGCCCAUGUUGCUGCCUUCAAAGGUGACCUCGUAACCCUUAGGAAACUGGUGGAAAACGGAAUAAUCAACAUUAAUGAACGUGAUGACAAAGGAGCUACUCCGCUGCACAAAGCUGCAGGGCAAGGUCGCAUAGAGUGUCUGCAAUGGCUCCUGGAGAUGGGGGCCGAUUACAACAUUAACAACGAAGCUGGGGAAACUGCAAAAGACGUAGCUAGAAGGUUUGCCCAGCUGGCAGCUGUAAAGCUCCUCGGGGGCAACGCAGACGUGGAUUCAGACGAGGAAUUAACCGACGACGAUCCAAAUUACUUUGAAAGACACGGAGUGGAGGGGAGCACUGAUCAGCUCGACGAUUUAAAUCUGAGCGCCGGGCAGAAAAAGCAGGCACGCGCGAGGGCUUACAAAAAGCUGAAGGAACUCGAGAGACUGAUGGAGAUCGCAAAGAACAAUUACAAGCAUCUCGGUGGCAUCCUAGAGGAAGAAAGCCAGAAGAAGCGAGAGCAGAAGGAAUCCGAAAAUAAGAUAAAGGAGCUGGAAGAGCAGCUGGAAUAUGAACGCCUGCGCAGGGAAAAAAUGGAAAUCAAGAUGGAUGAAUACAGGGUAGAAAUUGCCCAUCUCAGCCAGUGUCUGGAAAAGAUGAAGCCGCCAUCAAACCCAUCUGUGGUAAAACUGUCUGACGAGUACAAAGAAAAAAAGAAGGCAAAGAAAAAAACUCCUGCACAGCGCAUCCCCAGCGGUGUCUUCAUGAAAAGAGGCAUUGAGAAAUGAUUGGGGGAAUAUCUGCAGAUUUCUAUACUAAUGACGUUAUGGGGGUGGGGAUAUAGCAAUGUAGCCUAAUUUUUAUAUUUUUUAUUUCAUAAGAAACUGUUCUUCUUGCUUUAAGAAAAUCAUCAGAAUUGUAGAGAGCAAAACACAGCUCCUGAUGUUGGAGGCGGAAUAAACAUUUAUUAAAUGGCCAACCUAAAACAUAUUCAAAUGUCAGGGGAGUGAGGAAGGACAUUCUGCAGCAGCAUGAGACUGCUAUUUGGUUUAGUAUAUUUUUCACUUAACAGAAUAAUGGCAGCACAUUCAUCCCAUUUCAUUUUACAUUAUGAAGGACCAACCCCACUGAGCGUCAGCUCCAAUGAAUAGCUUGGCAGGUCCUGAAUAAAGUAUGUUUAAGUCAGUGAAAUUUCUCGGAAGUCACUUUGCUUAGAGAACUAUACAUUAUUUGUACCUUUGUAUGCUGUAUUACAGGGCCAUAACUAGAAAC